UUUAAUUCUUUUGUAUUGAACAUUCUUUCUAAUUAAUACAUACGUAUAAUGUCUGAAGUCGAAACCUUUUCUUUCCAAGCUGAGAUCUCUCAGUUGAUGAGUUUGAUCAUCAACACGUUUUAUUCCAACAAGGAGAUCUUUUUACGUGAAUUGAUUUCUAACUCUUCUGAUGCCUUGGAUAAGGUCCGCUAUCAAUCUUUGACGGAUCCCUCCGUACUUGAUUCAGAAAAGGAUCUCUUUAUUCGCAUCACGCCUGACAAGGAAAAUAAGAUUUUGUCUAUUCGUGAUACUGGUAUCGGUAUGACCAAGGCGGAUUUGGUCAACAAUUUGGGUACCAUUGCUAAAUCUGGUACCAAAUCCUUCAUGGAAGCUCUCUCUGCUGGUGCUGAUAUCUCCAUGAUUGGUCAAUUUGGUGUUGGUUUUUACUCUGCUUACCUUGUGGCCGAUAAAGUCCAAGUCAUUACUAAACAUAAUGAUGACGAGCAAUAUAUCUGGGAAUCUGCCGCUGGUGGCUCCUUCACCAUUGCUCAUGAUACUAUCAAUCCUUCCAUUGGUCGUGGUACUGAGAUUCGUCUCCACAUGAAGGAAGAUCAACUUGAAUAUCUUGAGGAAAAGAAGAUCAAGGAAAUUGUCAAGAAGCAUUCUGAAUUCAUCUCUUACCCUAUCCAACUUGUUGUUGAAAAGGAAGUUGAAAAGGAGGUCGAAGAUGAUACUCCCGCUGAAGCUCCCGCCGAAGGUGCUAAGAUUGAAGAAGUUGACGAUGAGGAAGAUAAAAAGGAGGAACCAAAGAAGAAAACUGUAAAGGAAACUGUCAUUGAAAAUGAAGAGUUGAACAAGACUAAGCCUCUUUGGACGCGUAAUCCUGAAGAUGUUAAGCCUGAAGAAUACUCUGAAUUCUAUAAGGCUCUUUCAAAUGAUUGGGAAGAUCAUUUGGCUGUGAAGCACUUUUCAGUUGAGGGUCAACUUGAAUUCCGUGCUAUCCUCUUUGUUCCCAAGCGUGCUCCCUUUGAUAUGUUUGAAGCCAAGAAGAAGAGAAACAACAUCAAGCUCUAUGUUCGUCGUGUCUUUAUUAUGGAUGACUGCGACGAGUUAAUUCCUGAAUGGUUGGGCUUCAUUAAGGGUGUUGUGGACUCUGAGGAUCUUCCUCUCAAUAUCUCUCGUGAGAUGCUUCAACAAAACAAGAUCUUGAAGGUCAUCCGUAAGAACUUGGUUAAGAAGUGUAUUGAAAUGUUUCAAGAAAUUGCCGAAGACAAGGAACAAUUCGACAAAUUUUAUGAAGCUUUCGGAAAGAACAUCAAGCUUGGUAUUCACGAAGAUGCUCAAAACCGUUCUAAGCUUGCUGAUCUUCUCCGUUACUAUUCCACAAAGUCUGGCGACGAAAUGACUUCCUUCAAGGAUUACGUUACUCGUAUGCCCGAGAAGCAAAAGAAUAUCUACUACAUUACUGGCGAGUCUCGUGCUGCUGUUGAGAAUUCUCCCUUCCUCGAAGGUUUUAAGAAGAAGGGUAUCGAAGUCUUAUUGAUGACCGAUCCUAUUGAUGAAUACGCCACCACUCAAUUGAAGGAUUACGAAGAUCACAAGUUGGUUUGUAUCACUAAAGAAGGUGCCGAAAUCGAGGAUGACGAAGAAUCGAAGAAGUCUCAUGAAGAGGAACAAAAGGAAUUUGAGGGCCUUCUCAAGACCAUCAAGGACAUUCUCGGUGAUAAGGUUGAAAAGGUCAUUCUUUCACAUAUCUUGACUGACUCACCAUGCGUUUUAACUACUGGUCAAUUCGGUUGGUCUGCUAAUAUGGAACGUAUUAUGAAGGCACAAGCGCUUCGUGACUCAUCCAUGUCAAGUUAUAUGGCUUCAAAGAAGACACUAGAACUUAAUCCUAAGCAUCCUAUUAUUAAGGCUCUCAAGGCAAAGGCUGAUGCUGAUGCCAAUGAUCGUACUGUUAAGGAUCUUGUCACAUUACUCUAUGAGACUUCACUGUUGACCUCAGGUUUCUCCUUGGAUGAUCCAUCAUCAUUUGCCACUCGUAUUAACCGCAUGGUUUCUCUUGGUCUCAGUAUUGACGAGGACGAAAUUGAUCAAGCCAAUGAACCUGCUGCUGCUACCGAAACCCCUGCUCAAGAAGAUGCUGGAGUUUCAAAGAUGGAAGAAGUUGACUAAGUCUAUGUUGUUUACAACAAUCGCACCAUUAUAUAUAUUAACCUUUCAAUUUUAAAUAUUUCCCCUCGCACCCACUUUUUUUUUUUACAUAUAUGCAAAUAAAUAUUGCUU
Mucor mucedo is the source of this 2265-nucleotide messenger RNA. Its product is annotated as heat shock protein 90-1. Gene Ontology annotation, molecular function: ATP-dependent protein folding chaperone; ATP hydrolysis activity; ATP binding. Gene Ontology annotation, biological process: protein folding; protein stabilization; cellular response to heat. The transcript has a single exon. NCBI's taxonomy places the organism in Eukaryota, Fungi, Mucoromycota, Mucoromycetes, Mucorales, Mucoraceae. Gene Ontology annotation, cellular component: protein-containing complex; cytosol; perinuclear region of cytoplasm. The record is from RefSeq and is a predicted model, not a curated record. The coding region runs from base 49 to 2154 and encodes 701 amino acids.